This is a messenger RNA of Trichomycterus rosablanca, 3220 nucleotides long. Its product is annotated as transmembrane protein 132D. The transcript has 9 exons. NCBI's taxonomy places the organism in Eukaryota, Metazoa, Chordata, Actinopteri, Siluriformes, Trichomycteridae. Bases 1 to 3186 code for a protein of 1061 amino acids. The record is from RefSeq and is a predicted model, not a curated record.
AUGAAGCUGGAGAGGCGGCGGCGGCCCGAGGAUCGAACCCGAGAUGCUGGAGACCCCGAGUUCAUCUCAUUUAUUAGAGUUAAACCCAAAUUCUACACGUUCAGCCUCGCACCCCACAACACACGAGAAGUGACAGAUGGCCGGACGCUGCAGGAAGGUCUGCCAAGGUCCGGCAGCGUGCCAGCGUACCUGCCCGUCCGCUAUCGGGUCCUGAACGCGGAUCUGGCCUUCUUCCUCAAGGAGGCUAACCAGGACAUCAUGAGGAACUCCAGCUUCCAGGCGCGCACCGAGAUGUUCUUCGUCCAGCAGGCGAGGAGGACGCCGGUGGUCAACGCCACCUACGGACCGUUCUCCGCGCAGCAGGCCGUCCCUGCGGAAUUCCUCGACCCGGGGAUCUUCAACCAGCCUACGUCGUCGGCGCAGCCCUCGUCCCUGUUCACGUUCAACUGGAAGGUCCAGACCUUCGUGGUGACCGAGCGCGUCCACCCCAGCUGGCCGAAGGUCCAGGUCCUGUUCUACGUGGUGGGGCGGGACUGGGACGACUACACCACCGUGGACCGGCUCCCCUGUAUCCGGAUGUUCGCCUUCCACGAGACGCAGGAGGUUCGAGGCGCCUGUCGGCUGAAGGGGGAGCUGGGUCUGUGCGUGGCGGAGCUGGAGCCGCUGCCCAGCUGGUUCAGCCCGCCCAGCGUGGUGCCAGGCAGGCAGAGGGCGCCUCAGGCCGAAGGAACGCCCGUGGAGCUUUACUACAUGGUGCAGUCGGGCGAGUCCGGGGAGUGCGAGGCCGAGAGUUCUCGCAGGGCCGGCGGCGUCCAGUCGGAGUCGCAGGGUCCAGCGGGGUACUUCUCGGGACCCACGCCGAUGCGGCGGAUCGGGAGCGUGCGCCUCCUCCAGCCCCUCUCGGAGUUACGGCUGGACAGGAACUUUGUGGUGAUGGUGCCGUCCCGGUCCAUCAGGCAGAGAGAGACGGUGUCCGCCUUCCUGGUGGCGUCGGCUCUGUCCUCGGUGGAGAUCUUCACCCUCAGGGUGAAGUUAAAGGACGACGUGGCGUUUUUGGGAGCGAAGGCGGUUAACCCGGCGCAGUGGACGGUCAGUCAGGACGUGAGGAGUGAAGGGCACAGGGUGGUGACGCUGCACUGUCGGAGGAAAGAUGCCAACUUUGGACAGAGGGCGGAGUCAGGUCUUCAGAAGGUUCUGCAGGUGGAUCUGGAUGUGAACGGACUGGUGGAGCCGCUCAGCACUCGCUCCGUGACCUGGCAGGUGGAGUACCCCGUGACCCGCACCUUCUCCGAGGAGAUCCAGACCCUCAUACGCCUGGCACCUUCUGACCUGGGGGGCAUCGUACCUCUCGCCAUGGAGACGGAGAUCCUCAACACCGCCGUCCUGACCGGGAGGACCGUCGCCAUGCCCGUCAAAGUGGUCACCGUGGGAACGGACGGAGCCGUGAGCGACGUCACCGAGUCGGUGGAGUGCCGCUCGACCGAUGAGGGCGUGGUUAAGGUUUCGGAGAGGUGCGAUUACGUGUACGUGAACGGGAAGGAGAGCAGAGGGAGGGUGAAGACCACGCUGAACUUCACCUACAGCUACCUGAGCGCUCAGCUGGAGGUGAACGUCUGGAUCCCUCGCCUCCCGCUGCACAUCGACCUGUCCGACCCCGAACUCAGCCAGAUCAAAGGAUGGAGGGUCCCCGUCGCUACCGGCAACCAGAAACCCGGCGAGGACAAUGCUGACGAGGGCAGCAGGAAGGACCGCGGGUGUGGCCCGCUCUACCAGAGCACCACUUUCCGGGUUCUGACCCACUUGGUGGCAGACCCGGCUGAGGGGCGGGGGCAGCCGGACUUCCUGCUGGGCAGCGACUGGCAGGUGGACGUGACCGAGCUGGUCAGGGAUCUGCUGAAGGUGGAGGACUCGCGGGUGGCGGGUCUGCGGGACGGACCGGUGCUGACGGGUCUCGGCGCGGGAACCACCAAACUCCAGGUAACGUCGCCCCUGUCUGACGCGCUGCUGGCCGAGAGGACGGUGCGGGUGCUGGAUGAUAAAGUGAGCGUGGUGGAUCUGGGUCUGCAGCUGGUUUCGGGACUGGCGCUCUCGCUGCAGCUCAGCCCGGGAAGCAACAGGGCCAUCGUCGCCACGGCAACCACCCAGGAUACCAUGCACAGCCUCAAACAGGAAUCUCUGGUAAGCGCGUGGCUGCACUUCAGCGACGGUGCGGUGACGCCUCUGGACCUGUUCGACCCCGCCCACUUCACGCUGACGGCGGUGUCGGUGGACGAGCGCGUGGUCUCCGUCCGGAGGGUCCCGUGGUGGAAGACGCCCGUGGUGGUGGUGAAGGGCGAGGGGCAGGGCACGCUGGUCCGGGUGGAGAUGUCCGGAUCCGAGUCAUGCCAGAAGAACAAGCGUCGGGCCGUCCUGGCGUCCGCCAGCGCCAACGUCCGGGUCAAGUUCACCCGCCACGACGACGACGGCGAGGGCCGAGCCGAGGAUCGGAGAACGCACAGAGCGAAUAAUUCUCACCACGUGAUUACGAGUUCAGACGCCGGCAUCGUGACCCGAGCCGCCGCCACCACCAAAACCUCCGCCGGCGAAGACAAGCGGAACGCUCCCGUGGACUUCCCGACGCGACCCGACCUCCCGCAGGAGGACCUGCUGCAGGCGCGGCGCGGACUCACCGACCUGGAGAUCGGCAUGUACGCCCUGCUGGGGGUCUUCUGCCUGGCGAUCCUGGUGUUCCUGAUUAACUGCGUCUCGUACACGCUGCAGUACCGGAACAAGCAGCUGCCCAUGGACUGCCAGGAGACCAUGCCGCACUCCCACGACUGGGUGUGGCUGGGGCACGAGGGCGAGCUGUGCCUCCAGCAGGAUGACCUCAGCGCCACCGUGGACGUUGGCGCCGCCCUGGAGGAGGCCAGCACGCUCCUGAACGGCGUCUCCGGUCAGAAAGGACAGGCGGCGCACAAGGAGCACAAGAGUGACGUGAACUCGCCCACCACCAAACGGAAACGGGUCAAGUUCCAGACCUUCAGCGGCAGCUCCAGAUCGGGCGGCGGUUGCCCGGGAAACAGCCCGCUGGGCGUCAGGCAGAACGAUAUCAAGUGGGUUUGUCCGGACAUCGAGCUCGGGGACUCCAUGGAGCUCCGGAAUUACAUGGAGAGGCUGAACGAGAACGCCAGCAAGAGCGCGGCGUAGCGUCAUCCGUUUUCCUCUCUUGCACUAUUUAUUU